Messenger RNA from Sorex araneus (European shrew), 915 nucleotides. Its product is annotated as olfactory receptor 4P4-like. Gene Ontology annotation, biological process: G protein-coupled receptor signaling pathway. Gene Ontology annotation, cellular component: membrane. The record is from RefSeq and is a predicted model, not a curated record. Lineage: Eukaryota; Metazoa; Chordata; Mammalia; Eulipotyphla; Soricidae. Gene Ontology annotation, molecular function: olfactory receptor activity; G protein-coupled receptor activity. The transcript has a single exon. The coding region runs from base 1 to 915 and encodes 304 amino acids.
AUGGAGAUCCAGAGAAAUUUCUCAGAAUUUAUUCUUUUGGGACUUUCUCAUGACCAGAAUACAGAAAUAUUUUGUUUUGUGUUUUUCUUAGUCUGUUACGCUGUACUCUUAGUCGGAAACCUUCUGAUCUUCACCUCCAUUCGAUACAGCCCUCUUUUCCACCAACCGAUGUACUAUUUCCUCAUCCACUUAGCAUCUAUGGACAUCUGCUACACCUCCACUGUAACACCUAAAUUAAUUGGUGACCUGUUAGUUUCAAGAAAGACAAUUUCUUACAGUGGCUGUCUGUUACAGGUCUUUUCCAUGCAUUUCUUUGGAAUGAUUGAAGUCCUAAUCCUUACUGUCAUGGCGUAUGAUCGCUACGUUGCCAUCUGCAAACCCCUCCAUUACCUGCUAAUCAUGAGCAGAAUGAGGUGCAACCUCCUAGUUUUAGCUUCCUGGGCUGGUGGAGCUCUUCAUUCCUUUUCUCAAAUUUUGAUUGUAAUUCGAUUGCCUUUCUACGGUCCCAACGAGAUUGAUCACUAUUGCUGUGAUGUUUUUCCUCUGUUAAAAGUUGCCUGCACAGAUACGUACAUGACCGGUGUCCUCUUACUUAGCAAUUCAGGAUUGGCCACUUUAAUAACAUUUAUGGUUUUGUUCUUUUCUUAUGUUGUGAUAUUAUUUACUUUAAGAAAUCAGUCGGCUGAAGGAAGACGCAAAGCCCUUUCUACCUGUGGGUCUCACAUCACUAUGAUUAUUAUAUUCUUCGGUUCUUCCAUCUUUUCUUAUCUCAGGCCUCCAACGACUUUUCCUGAGGAUAAAAUACUUGCGUUAUUUUACACCAUCAUUGCUCCGAUGUUCAAUCCCUUUAUCUAUACACUGAGAAAUUCAGAGAUGAAAAAUGCCAUGAGAAAAGUUUGGUUUCAGAUAUCAUAG